Molecule: messenger RNA, 3093 nt
Organism: Daldinia caldariorum
Lineage: Eukaryota; Fungi; Ascomycota; Sordariomycetes; Xylariales; Hypoxylaceae
Exons: 4
Coding region: 1-3093 (1030 amino acids)
Source: RefSeq, a predicted model, not a curated record
AUGGCCGAUCCCUUAUUGACUAUUUCCGAUGUCAUCAAACAAACCAGUAAGGUCGCCAAGUGCCUCGUAGAGUACGGGAUGCAGGUGAAGGAUGCCCCUGUAUUGAUCGGGAAUAUCACUUUGGAAGUCAACACCUUGAAAGCUAUCCUAGAGACUCUUCACCUAACUCUGGGUUAUAAUCCGCUAUCUACCGCUAAGGCAGGGCUGUCAGACUCUCUCGACCAGUGCAGAAACCUAUUGGACGAACUCCUGUUGUUGGUAGCACCGGAACCGGAGUCGGAGUCUGAUGAGGAACGACCCCCUCAAAAGACACGUAAUUUGCGAGGUCCUUUUUGUAAAUUCGGACGCGGAAGACCAGCAGCCGCACCGUCACGACAGCCUAAUGACAGCUCGAAUGCGGGCCAGCAGCAGCAUAUACCGCAGACUCAUCAGAUCACCUCUGAAUACUAUCUCACACAGUAUGAGCGACACACCAACGUGAACCAAAACGUCCCCAGAACACCGGUGGGCUCGUCUCGUAGGCACUCGGUGAUGGGUCUCGCCGCGCGGUUCAGAUGGCCGCUGUUCCAGAAGAGCAAAGCAGAGGACUUGUUAAAGCGGCUUGAGAGACAUAAAACCCAGCUCAGCCUGGCGGUGCACACAGACAACGCCAUGAAUCUUACCUCCAUUGCCACUUCUAUAAAAGAUAUUGAGGCUAACCUGAACGAUCAGGACAGGAGGUCAAUCUUAGCUUGGCUGUCCCCAAAGCUUGACAUGUAUGAAUUCCAUCGCGAACAGCACGACAAGCAGGAGGACGAGACGUGCGAAUGGAUAACAAGUUCUCGCGGCUGGAAGCAGUGGCUGAACGGGGGCUCGUACGAGCCCGGCGGAUACCGUCGUUUCAUAUGGAUCUACGGUAUCCCCGGCGCCGGAAAGACGGUUUUAGCCUCGUUCCUCAUUGACAAUAUCGCCGUGCACUGUCGGGCGACGGGGUAUUCCUACUAUUACUGUCACAACGAACGGAACCAGGAUGAGACGUUACAUUUCCUGCGCUGGAUUGUAGGGGACUUGAGCCGACAGAUCGAUCGUUUUAUCCCCAAGGAAUUGGAGAAGCUUAGCAAUUCACAGGUCUUCGACAUCGAUGCCCUCAUGAACUGCUUCGCCGCGAUUUCUACGAAGUUUAAGAGUGAGGAUCGUCGGGUGUACCUGGUGGUCGAUGCCGUGGACGAAAGCAAGAAGCCGCGGCGGAGGCUUCUUGACGUGCUAAUUAGAAUAGGCACGGAGAUGAUCUAUGAGAAUGUCUCAAUACUGAUGACAAGUCGUGAAGAGGACGAUAUUGUAGGCGCGAUGGGCCAGGCUACGGCCGCCAUGAAUCCCCUACCCGCGGACAAGGCGCAAAAUUUAGAUAGCUUGGCCGAUGCUUUUACUCCUUACACGUCUAUCACUAUGUCAAAUAGCGAUGUUAUGCGAGCGAUACAGAAGUACGUCGAGAAACAAUUCGAACGAAAUGCCAAGUUCAAAAUGUGGCUACCAGAGUUCAGGACAAAGAUAGAGACAAAGCUGGCGAGAAACGCCAGAGGAAUGUUCCGCUGGGUCGCAUGCCAGAUCGACAUUCUCGAACGCAUCUACAUGGACGCAGACAAGGUGCUAAAAGCACUGGAUGAUUUGCCGGAAACGCUAUUUGACACUUAUGACAGAAUACUCCAAAGCAUAGAGUCAGAGCAGCGAGAGUUCGCCCGCACGGCUCUGGCUCUGAUAUGUAGUAGCACCUUCCAAGCCAGGAGCGCCGACGUGUUGGUGCAGGCAUCCCUUCACAAUGUUCGGCACGGCGCAUUACAUUUAUAUAAUCUUGGUACAUUGAAGGAGAUCCUCGGCUGUCUAAUCAGGGUAACCAAUUUGAGGAGAAGACCUCAAUGGUGGUUUCGACGUGAAGAUGAUAAUGCUCCCCUCCAGAGGGUUGCCGUCGCUCAUUUUACCGUCAAGGAGUUUCUCUUUGCGAAAGCCAAAAAUGCAGGAGAACCGAGACCGGCGGGUGAAUUUGCUGUGUCGGAGAGCAGUAUCCGCGAGCUGGAGAUGCAGGUCGUGUUCAAUGGCUUGUUGCAAUGGGGAAGAAAUCGUCCUGCUAACUCGAGAUAUCCUACUCGCUAUGAGGAACACUGUCUAGAAACGAGCGAAUCGGCUAUGCGAGGAGCCCGCCAGGGUAUGAUCCUCAGAAACCAAAGUAUAUGGGAUUCAGUGGUACCAUGCUUAAUCCCUGGAAGACCACAUCUCAAAGUUCUUACAAACAUGAACCUCCGUAGACAGUUUCCGCGGUGGGCGAGGCUGAGUGCUCUCGAUGAGAUGGUACCAGGGAUGAAUAGGCAGCUCCGACAGGAAACAGGUAUUUUGGCAAGCCUUAUCUUACUCAACUGGCCGGAAUUUACGCAGAAGUAUCUCAAGGAGCCUAGUUUCCAAACCUUGACACCCGAAGCAAAGCAUGCCGUCUGGACAACUAAAUUCGCCAUCAACGCACUAGAAAAUCUGCCUAUGGAUAUUCCGCGCGUAUUUGAAAAGGGAAAGGGAGUCACGCUCCUCCAGCUGUGCGUAGCGUGGAAACGUCCCGAGUUCUUAGAGCUCUUCAUUAAUGCCGGUGCGAAUUUCACGCAUGAACCCAACAUAAUAUUUACGGCUCUUGCGAAUCCCUGGGGAGUCGAUGACGCCGAAGGCGAUGGGUCAGCUACCGGCCAACUUCUGAAGAUGCUCCUCGAAGCAGGCGCAGAUCCUAACCCCCCUGGCUAUUUAUAUACACCUCUUCAGGCUGCAGUGUGGCAUCUCGAAGAAAGCAGGGUACAGAGUAUCCUUAUUGAGGCCCGCGAUGCCAAUUCAGUCGGAGACCCUAAUGGAAAGCAUCCAUAUGGACAAAAGGAGCCUGAGCCAUGGGCCAGCUGGCAUCCUCUUAAGAUAUGUCAUAGGGCGCCAGCAGGGUCAGAUCCAGGUAACGACGCGCAGGAGAGUGUAAAUAACAAGUCGAGGAGGCAGAUAGAACAGCUGCUAAUCCAGUAUGGAGCCCGAAUGGAAUCCGAUGUAAUUGAUGUUUCGUCAGAUGACACAGUUGUAGACGCUCCUGCGGCUUAG